GCUUUAGGUGCAAGUGUUAGGUGACGAAUGGAGGAGCUAUUGUCUGGGGAUACUGCCACUGAAUUGAAAAAAACUACCCCUUGGGUGGGGUGAGCCUCAAGGUGGGUUGUUGCUGGCUGCAUGGCUGUUAGCUCCACUUCCAUUCUUUCAAAAUGGCUUGUAACAGCACCACUUCCUGUCCAGGGAGGAAGUAAUUUUAGCCCAGGCACUGAAAUAUUUAGCAAAUCUUUAAAACAAAAGGCACAAAUUCCAUUUCUUUCUGGUUUCAAAAGGGUGCCUGAGCCACAUGGGGUUAAGUUGCCCCUUCAGCUGGGGUAGCUGGAAGGAGCCAGGGCUGUGGGGGUAGCAGGCACCCUUUAGGUGGAGGCUAUCUCUUUUUUUGGUAGAAAUGAAGGGGUGGGUCUAUGGUACAUCACCUGAGUUGUGGGGUAAAUGUAGAGAGUGUCAAUCAAAGGCAGAGCUCAGAGCUGGGAAGGAGCUCUAGAUGGCGGCUGUGCCUUAGAGAGAGCGCGCUCAGCUCCGUGCCUUCCCCAACACUUUACGCAACUUUCCCUAACUUUCGGGCAGCCUCAGGGGGCCCCCACAGCCCCUUGCCUCUCCUAGGCACUAAUCGGGGGCUGAGCGGACCUUUUUCGGGCAGAAAAGCAGCUUUUGAGGGCUCCCUUUUCGUGCCUUGCUGGAAAGAAGAAGCCGUGGAGAGAGCCCAGGUCGUUGUUUUUCCAGCUUAGAAGCCAUGGCGUACCUCCAUUUUUGUGCGCUCUCCUAAUGAGCUUUUUCCCCCGGACAUUUUUCUACUAAUUAUCGCUUCUUUUGCUUUAUCGGCAACAUAUUUUUGAGAUUAGAAUAUAUAUUUUUUUUCAUUCUCUGAAAUUCAUAUUUUAUCAUUAUAACUAUAAAUAUUUUGGAUCUAAUGUUUUUCCACUACCCGAAACUAAUAUCGACUUGGUCCUGGCGGCGGUGCAUGGAUCAGUAAAUACCUGGGCACAGGACUUCAAAGCAAACAGACACCCCUGACCCCCUCUUAAUAUUUAAGAAUAAAAAGAUGAUGAGAAAUAAGGACAAAAGCCAAGGAGAGGAGGGUUCAGUCCACAGCAAUGCAUCGAGUCACUCGGCAUCCGAAGAAGCCUCUGGCUCUGACUCUGCAAGCCAGUCUGAAAGUGAGCAGGGCAGCGAGCAGGGCAGCGAGUCAAACAGCAGCUCGGAGUCCUCUGAAAGUCAGUCUGAAUCUGAAAGUGAAUCAACGGGUUCAAAAUCCCAGCAGACCCCUCCUGAAACCAAAGAAAAACCGGCCUCUAAGAAGGAAAGGAUAGCAGAUGUUAAAAAGAUGUGGGAAGAAUAUCCUGAUGUUUAUGGGGUUAGGAGAUCAAACCGAAGCAGACAAGAACCAUCGCGAUUUAAUAUAAAAGAUGAGGCAAGUAGUGAAUCUGAAAAUGAGAGCCCAAAAAGAAGAGGCCAGAAGCAAAUGAAAAAAACAAAUAAAUGGAAAAGAGAGGUCUCUGGUGAAGACGAGGAUGAAGAUGGAGGGGAUCAAGGCUCUAGUGGAGAGAGUGAGCCUGAACCGAAGAAAGUUAAAGCAAGAAGACCUGCCCAAAGGAGAACAAUGGCCAAAACCAACGUUAAAAAGCCUCACAAAACCCAGCGUGGGAAGAGGAGAAGGAAACCAGACUCAUCUGAAGAUGAUGAUGACGAUGAAGAUGAUGAGACUCCCAAGAGACAAACUCGACGAAGAGCAGCCAAAAAUGUCAGUUACAAAGAAGAUGAUGAUUUUGAGACGGAUUCUGAUGACCUGAUAGAGAUGACUGGGGAAGGAGCUGAUGAACAACAAGACAACAGUGAAACUAUUGAGAAAGUCUUGGACAUCAGGCUUGGAAAAAAAGGAGCCACUGGUGCUUCCACCACAGUGUAUGCAACUGAAGCCAAUGGCAAUCCAAGUGCUGACUUCGAUCCUGAAAAGGAUGAAGGAGAAGUUCAGUACCUGAUCAAAUGGAAAGGCUGGUCAUACAUCCAUAGCACAUGGGAGAGCGAAGAGUCCCUGCAGCAGCAGAAAGUGAAGGGCCUGAAAAAGCUAGAAAACUUCAAGAAAAAAGAGGAGGAGAUCAAGCAAUGGCUGGGCAAGGUAUCACCUGAAGACGUUGAAUAUUUCAACUGCCAGCAAGAGCUAGCUUCAGAGCUGAACAAACAGUAUCAAAUAGUGGAGAGAGUAAUUGCGGUGAAGACCAGCAAGUCCACAACAGGACAUUCAGAUUUCCCAGCAAACAGUCGUAAAACAUCCUCAAAUGACCCUGAAUACCUGUGUAAGUGGAUGGGGCUGCCUUAUGCCGAGUGCAGCUGGGAAGAUGAGGCUCUGAUAAGCAAGAAAUUUCAACACUGCAUUGACAGCUUCAACAAUCGUAACAACUCCAAAACGAUUCCUACCCGGGACUGCAAGGUAUUGAAGCAGAGACCGAGGUUUGUUGCCUUGAAGAAACAGCCUUCUUACAUUGGCGGUGAGAACCUGGAGCUGCGAGACUACCAGCUGGAGGGCCUCAACUGGCUCGCUCACUCGUGGUGCAAGAACAACAGCGUGAUCCUGGCUGAUGAAAUGGGCCUGGGCAAGACGAUUCAGACAAUAUCGUUCCUGUCGUACCUCUUCCAUCAGCACCAGCUGUAUGGCCCUUUCCUGGUGGUGGUGCCCCUGUCCACUCUAACCUCAUGGCAGAGAGAGUUUGAAGUGUGGGCACCUGAGAUAAAUGUGGUGGUUUACAUCGGAGACCUCAUGAGCAGGAACCUGAUACGUGAAUAUGAGUGGAUCCACUCUCAGUCCAAAAGGUUGAAAUUCAAUGCACUUAUCACAACAUAUGAGAUCCUCCUCAAGGAUAAGGCUGUUUUGGGAAGUAUUAACUGGGCCUUUCUAGGCGUGGAUGAAGCCCAUCGGUUGAAAAAUGACGACUCUUUGCUGUACAAAACAUUGAUUGAUUUCAAGUCCAACCACAGACUGCUGAUCACUGGCACCCCACUUCAAAAUUCCCUCAAAGAGCUCUGGUCCCUGCUGCAUUUCAUCAUGCCGGAGAAAUUUGAGUUCUGGGAGGAUUUUGAAGAGGAUCAUGGAAAAGGUAGAGAGAAUGGCUACCAGAGCCUUCACAAAGUCCUGGAGCCGUUUCUCCUGCGCAGAGUGAAGAAGGACGUGGAGAAAUCUUUGCCAGCCAAAGUGGAGCAGAUCCUCCGUGUGGAAAUGUCUGCUUUGCAGAAACAGUAUUACAAGUGGAUUUUGACAAGAAACUACAAAGCUCUAUCAAAGGGAACAAGGGGGAGCACAUCUGGUUUCCUGAACAUUGUAAUGGAGUUGAAAAAGUGCUGCAACCAUUGCUACCUUAUCAAACCUCCUGAGGAAAACGAGAGAGAGAAUGGCCUUGAGACCCUGCAGUCUCUGAUCAGGAGCAGUGGAAAGCUAAUUCUCUUGGACAAGCUACUGACCAGGCUGCGGGAGAGAGGCAACAGAGUGCUGAUCUUCUCCCAGAUGGUGAGGAUGCUGGACAUCUUGGCAGAGUACCUGACUAUCAAACACUACCCUUUUCAGCGCUUGGACGGCUCGAUCAAAGGGGAGAUCCGAAAGCAGGCGCUGGACCACUUCAACGCUGACGGCUCUGAGGACUUCUGUUUCUUGUUGUCAACACGAGCUGGAGGGCUGGGAAUUAAUUUGGCCUCUGCUGAUACUGUUGUUAUCUUUGACUCGGACUGGAACCCCCAAAAUGAUCUUCAGGCUCAGGCUCGGGCUCACCGGAUUGGACAAAAGAAGCAGGUGAAUAUUUACCGCCUGGUCACAAAGGGUACGGUGGAGGAGGAGAUCAUUGAGAGGGCCAAGAAGAAAAUGGUGCUGGAUCAUUUGGUAAUCCAGCGUAUGGACACCACUGGCCGGACUGUUCUGGACAACAACUCUGGGCGAUCCAACUCAAACCCUUUCAACAAAGAGGAGCUGACAGCUAUUCUGAAGUUUGGAGCCGAAGAUCUUUUCAAGGAGCUUGAAGGGGAAGAGUCAGAGCCUCAGGAGAUGGACAUUGAUGAGAUUUUGCGUCUGGCUGAAACACGAGAGAAUGAAGUGUCCACCAGUGCCACCGAUGAGCUCCUCUCCCAGUUCAAGGUGGCCAACUUUGCAACCAUGGAGGAGGAAGAGACAGAGCUGGAUGAGCGGUCCCAGAAGGACUGGGAUGAUAUCAUUCCAGAGGAGCAGAGGAAAAAGGUGGAGGAGGAAGAAAGACAGAAAGAAUUGGAGGAAAUCUACAUGCUGCCUCGUAUCCGGAGCUCAACUAAAAAGGCUCAGACAAAUGACAGUGAAUCAGAUGCAGAAACUAAGAGAAGGCUUCAGAGAUCAUCCGGAUCAGAAAGUGAGACUGAUGAUACUGAUGACGAGAAGAGACCAAAGCGCAGGGGGCGUCCUCGGAGUGUUAGAAAAGAUACUGUGGAAGGAUUUACUGAUGCUGAAAUCAGAAGGUUUAUCAAGGCUUACAAGAAGUUUGGACUGCCUCUUGAACGGCUGGAGUGUAUUGCCCGGGAUGCUGAGCUGGUGGAUAAGUCUGUAGCUGAUCUGAAACGGUUAGGGGAACUCAUCCACAAUAGCUGUGUCUCAGCAAUGCAAGAAUAUGAGGAGCAACUGAAAGAAAAUCCAGGUGAAGGGAAAGGACCUGGAAAAAGAAGAGGUCCUACUAUCAAGAUUUCUGGUGUCCAAGUCAAUGUGAAAUCCAUCAUCCAACAUGAAGAGGAGUUUGAAAUGCUGCAUAAAUCCAUUCCCACGGACCCAGAGGAAAGGAAGAAGUACCGCCUGACGUGCCGUGUCAAAGCUGCCCAUUUUGAUGUAGACUGGGGAGUGGAGGAGGAUUCUCGCUUGUUAGUGGGCAUUUACGAGCAUGGUUAUGGAAACUGGGAGCUAAUUAAAACGGAUCCGGAAUUGAAGUUAUCUGAUAAGAUCCUACCUGUUGAGACAGAUAAGAAACCUCAGGGAAAACAGCUCCAGACCCGAGUUGAUUAUCUACUGAAACUGCUGAAGAAAGAUCUGGACAAGAAGGAAAACAUGAAAGAUGGGGAAGAGGGCAAGCUAAAGAAGAGGAAACCACGAGUAAAGAAAGAGAACAAGGCUCCGAAAGUCAAAGAUGAGCAUGGGAAUGAACUCUCCCCUCCUCGGCACUCGGACAACCAGUCAGAAGAAGGUGAAGUCAAGGAGGAUGGCUUGGAAAAGAGCCCAGUGAAAAAGAAACAGAAAAAGAAAGAGAACAAAGAGAACAAGGAAAAACAGACAACAACUAAGAAAGAAAAGGAAAGCGAUAAAGAGAAAAAGAAGACAAAAGACAAGAAAGAGAAGCCUAAAGGUGGUGAAGCCAAAUCUGGAAGUAAAAGGAAGAGAUCGCAAGGUCCUGUCCACAUUACAGCAGGGAGUGAACCGAUCCCCAUUGGAGAAGAUGAGGACGAUGAUCUGGACCAAGAAACAUUCAGCAUAUGCAAGGAAAGGAUGAGACCAGUGAAAAAAGCACUGAAGCAACUUGAUAAGCCUGAUAAGGGACUGACUGUUCAAGAACAGCUGGAGCACACACGCAACUGCCUCCUAAAAAUUGGGGACCGCAUCUCUGAGUGCCUUAAAGCCUACACUGACCAGGAUCAUAUCAAGCUAUGGAGAAGGAACCUAUGGAUAUUUGUGUCAAAGUUCACAGAAUUUGAUGCCAGAAAACUGCAUAAACUCUACAAGAUGGCUCAUAAGAAAAGAUCACAGGAGGAGGAGCAGAAGAAGAAGGAGGACAUGUCCAGCAUGAAGAAACCAUUCCGCCCAGAGCCUUCAGGCUCCAGCCGCGAUUCUGUGAUGUCCCAGUCUCACGUGCCUCACAAUCCUCAUUCCCAGAAGAUCCACCUGCCCCCUUCGCAUGCCCAGCAGCAGAUGCACGGGCACCCGCGUGACAACUAUGGCCAUCCAAACAAGAGACAUUUCAGCAACACAGACCGAGGAGAAUGGCAGAGGGAUCGCAAGUUCAACUAUGGUGGCAACAGCAACCAGAUGUGGGGUGGGGAGCGGCAUCACCAGUAUGAGCAGCACUGGUACAAGGACCACCACUAUGGGGAUCGGCGAUCUCGUGGAGAGCCCCACCGGAGCUCUGGGAACUACAGACCAAAUAACCUCUCCCGCAAGAGGCCAUAUGAACAGUACAACAGUGACCGAGACCACAGAGGCCACCGAGAUUAUUAUGACAGGCACCACCACGAUUCCAAGCGUCGACGAUCCGAUGAGUUCAGGCCCCAGAACUACCACCAGCAGGAUUUCCGACGGAUGUCUGAUCACAGGCCGCCCAUGGGAUACCAUGGCCAAGGACCUUCGGACCACUACCGGUCCUUCCACACAGACAAAUCGGGAGACUACAAACAGCCUCUCCCUCCACCUCACCCUGCAGUGUCGGACCCUCGCUCACCCCCCUCUCAGAAAUCCCCCCAUGAUUCCAAGUCACCUCUUGAUCACAGGUCACCUCUGGAUAGGUCAUUAGAACAGAAAAACAAUCCAGAUUAUAACUGGAACAUUCGGAAAGCAUAA
This is a messenger RNA of Phaethon lepturus (White-tailed tropicbird), 6544 nucleotides long. It is a transcript of the gene CHD2, whose product is annotated as chromodomain helicase DNA binding protein 2. The coding region runs from base 1043 to 6544 and encodes 1833 amino acids. Gene Ontology annotation, biological process: regulation of transcription by RNA polymerase II; nucleosome organization. Lineage: Eukaryota; Metazoa; Chordata; Aves; Phaethontiformes; Phaethontidae. The transcript has 39 exons. The record is from RefSeq and is a predicted model, not a curated record. Gene Ontology annotation, cellular component: chromatin; nucleus. Gene Ontology annotation, molecular function: histone binding; DNA binding; ATP-dependent chromatin remodeler activity.